Molecule: messenger RNA, 1602 nt
Organism: Meira miltonrushii
Lineage: Eukaryota; Fungi; Basidiomycota; Exobasidiomycetes; Exobasidiales; Brachybasidiaceae
Product: putative PRB1-protease B, vacuolar
Exons: 1
Coding region: 1-1602 (533 amino acids)
Biological process (GO): proteolysis
Molecular function (GO): serine-type endopeptidase activity
Source: RefSeq, a predicted model, not a curated record
AUGGCUAUGCCAUUAAGCAAAUCAGGUAUCCCACUCGCUUUUGUUCCUCAACAAUUGCAUUAUGAUACACCACAUGCACCCGCAACAUUCCAUGCUCAAGAAAGCCGUAAGCAUAUCCAAGGUCACUACAUGGUCAUCUUGAAGAAUGGUGUGGACGCCACUACAUUCUUGGCCCAUCGUGAAGCAGUUGCCAGUGCUCAAGAUUCAACAACUGCACGUUUGGCUCAAGGUGAAGCAAAGGGUAUCCGUCACAUCUUUGACUCUCAAGGUGUGAUGCAAGGUUAUUCAGGAUCUUUCACUCCUGAUGUCUUGGCAUACAUCCGUGCUCACCCUGAAGUCGAAUACGUUGAACAAGACUCCAUCGUAACAACUCAAGAAAUGGAAGAUGACGGUCGCAACGUUUGGCAAGAGGACUACCCACCAUCCAUCAAAGCUUCCUCGGAUGGUAUCUCCGCCCAACAAAUCGAACGUUUGUCCCCUUGGGGACUGGUGCGCAUCUCUCAUCGUGAAGGUGUUUCAUUCAAAAACUUUGGUCAAUAUUUGUACAACGUACAUGGCGGUGAAGGUGUUACCGCUUAUGUUAUUGACACGGGUAUCAACAUUUACCAUGAUGAAUUCGAAGGACGUGCUCGUUGGGGUAAGACUAUGCCCGACGACGCAGAUGUAGAUGGAAAUGGUCACGGUACCCACUGUGCUGGUACAAUCGGUUCUAACAAAUAUGGUGUUGCAAAGAAGGCAGAAUUGGUUGCCGUCAAGGUUCUUGGCUCUGGUGGUAGCGGAAGUAUGUCUGAUGUCACUGGUGGUGUUCUUUGGGCUGUCGAAGAUGCCAAAGCAAAGACAAAAGCAAUGGCAGCUAACCCAAGCAGUGCUGCAGCCAAGAAACAUCGUGGAUUUGUGGCCAACAUGAGUCUCGGUGGUGGUCGUAGCCCAAGUUUGGACAAAGCAGUCAACGGUGCCGUUACCAGCGGUUUACACUUUGCUGUUGCUGCCGGAAACGAAAACCAAGAUGCCUGCAACGUUUCACCUGCCGGAGCUGAAAACCCAGUCACAGUUGGUGCAUCUACUUUGGAUGACUUGCGUGCCAGUUUCAGUAACGUUGGUAAAUGUGUUGACGUCUUUGCACCUGGUUUGAACAUCAAAUCUACAUGGAACACCGGUAACACUAGCACAAACAUUAUCAGUGGUACAAGUAUGGCUACUCCUCACGUUGUUGGUAUGUUGGCAUACUUGUUGUCCAUCUAUGGAUCAGAUGAGUUCACGAAGAUCAAUGAUGUUUUGCCAUCUGGUCAUCCACUUGAUAUUGCUGCUGCAAACUCCUUUGACAUCAGUGACUUCUCCACCUCCAUUGCUGGUAAAUUGACCAACUUGUUGCCAAUUCCAGCUUUGGCUUUGGAAUUUGUCGGUGGAUUGUUCGGUGGUAACAAGCAUCAACAAGUUCAAUUGCUCGCUCCUACACCUAAGCCACCAGGUGUUGGUAGUGUCUUGCAUCCAUUUGAUUUGAAGAAGGCCAUGGCCAAGCUAAGCACACCAGGUGUCUUGAAGGAUGUCAAUGGUAGCCCCAACUUGUUGAUCUUCAACAAUGCUACCAAGGACAGCCCAUAA